UCCUUCCGACCACACUUCUAACAGUUCGGUGGUUGACUCAAAACUUUUUCCCAAAAAGCGCUUCGCAGGAACUAAAUGAGUUGCCAGCUCACCAAGAUGAUAGAGAAGUGUCAGCAAAUUGUAAAGAAGUAGUUAUUUGGUUACCGCCGUUGUUAUAAAAAGUGUUUUGCUGAUUUUUUUCGCUCUCAGUUUUUGUUGGUGGUGGACUUGGCGAGUUUUUAGAGGAGAAACUUUGUGUUUAUGUUGACAUGGGGAUUGUAGUUGGUACUAUUGCAUCUUCAGUGCUCUGGCUGCUUGCAACAGGGGCCCACCACAAGCACUUGCGAUUGGAGCCCACUGGUCACUUCCAUGCAUUUUUCACCGGCGACAGUUUUUUCAUCACGUGUUCGGCAGGUCCAAACAGUGGCGCCACGAGACUAACAUGGCAAGCGCCGAGUGGAAAAGACAUCACCGUAAGCACGGGAAGGGUUCAUGUAGAAGCAGCUCCAGAUAACCCUUAUGGACUGGAGCUAGUGUUCGAGGAUGUGAAAUACGAGGACAGAGGGACAUAUGUUUGUUCGGCCAUAAUAGACGGAAGAGAAGCAAGGACCCAUUUUGUACUAACAGUCUACCUGUCUAUUACAUUCUGGGGUACUCCGGAGCAUCAAGUAGGAAAAGAAGGAACUGAUUUCAUGGUGUUGUGUAACGUUCGGUCGGACCCCUCGCCUAUUAUUUCUUGGUAUGUCAACGGAACUCUCAUCUUAGAUGGUCCGAAGUAUACUAUAACAGAGGACGGACUCUACAUUCGGAAUUUGAAACCGACGGAUUAUGGCAACUAUACUUGUCGGGCGUUUGUGGUUACACCUCACAGCUCCCAGAUGAAAGAUCGAGACAUCACAGUUCAUGUCCACUAUAGGCCCAUCUGGCACACACCUCACAUGGAGCUGGCCCACGGCGUCAUCGGGUCCAGUGCCAACUUGACCUGCGCUGCCCAUUCUCAGCCUCCCCCAGUCUUCGAGUGGUUUCGAGAGAUGGUGUUAUUAGGGAACAGCAAGCUUUACAGGAUCAUCAACCAGAAAUGGAAGAGCAUUUUACAGGUUAAAAUUAAAGAUGCAUCCGUGUUUGGGGAUUAUCACUGUGUUGUUAGCAACACCAUGGGGAAAGUAAAGAGAAAGAUAACUUUAGUUGAAGGAAUUGUCCCUGCUCCCCCGGAAUUCACUGUGUGGAGUGACGAGCCUGGCAUCUUAAUUAUAAAAUUUGCAAUCCCACCCCAUUCCAUUCUCCCCAUCUUGGAAUACAGAAUCGAAUGGAAACUGACUACGGACACUGACUGGCAUCAAGCAAGGUACCACCAAGCAAGUGAUGGAAAUGAAUUUGUGAUCCAUGGCUUGAGCUUUGAGAGUGAUUAUUCCAUUCGCAUUGCUGCUAGAAAUACUGUGGGCUACAGCAAUUAUUCAGAAGAAGUGGUUCAAAGGACUAAAGGUCUAAUUGCCGAAACAGUGGUGGAUGGCAGCAGCGUGUCUUCCUCUUUCAACUCGGCAGUGGCCUCGACUCUACGGGCAGACAUCUUCCAGCACUAUGCUUCAGUGUUAGUGCUCUACCUUAUCAUUGUCUUCAAGAAUCGCUGAUGUCUCCCAAUUGGUUCUGCUGUUCUGUGUGCAUCUAUUAAAGAUAUUUGAUGUUAUGUCACCAAACUGUUGCUUGAUGGGAUUCAAAAAUGUGCAAAUUCACAAAGUAUUUUUGUCUUGUGAAGUCAUCAGCACUUCUAUUGUCGUUGGUUCUCAAUGUAUAUUAUUCCUGGAAUCGGAAGCAAGGUGGAUGUCGCUUCGUGUUUUUAUAUUAUGUGAUACCUACCAAAAAAUGAGCUCUAUGAAUGGUUGCUUUAGAUAAUAAAAGCAAGAUGCUGAACUUGCUCAGUGUAUGUUUAGUAUGAUUGAUUGGUCUUCAAGUGAAUAUGUGUGAUUGGUAAUUGGGAAGGCAUUGUAUUAGAACAAUUUAUGAUAGCAAAGAUUCAGAGAAGACUCAAAGAUUCUACAUACUGCACAACCAUUGUUUAUUCAAAAUGUUUGAACUAUUUACCUCCAGCUCAACCUUUAUAAGCGCUUUGAACCCCGCCCCUUUGUUUAUAAUCUAAUCCCCCCCCCCCAACACGAUUAAUGUUGUAGGUUUCAAGUGAACAAAACCGCAUUUAUGUCUCCACAAGUCAAACGACUUCCAUCGUGUGUAUACCGGAUUUCAGCAAUGUUUUAUAAACCGUGUUGUGUGCUUCCGCCUUUGUGAGUCAAUAUUUUUCUAAAAUUAUCGUUUUAAUUUUUUAAAAUACAAUAAUAAUAUAUUUUAUGUUGCAUUUUUUUAUUAAAUUCAUUUCUUAUAAAACUAUCAAUAGAUGCAGAACUGUUUAGAGGUUCAUCAAUGGUUUAUCAAUUCUAAUGAACAGCUUUACGAAAAAAACAAACUUCAAUAAAACUGGUGAAGUUUGAAUUUCGAACUGAAAAUCCCUUUAAUUAUUUCGUCUUAACAUUUUAAAAUUCAGAUAUAUGAACACAUGCCUUAUUUGAAUGAGUUUAUGUGAACAAGAAAAAAUAAUAUUAGGAAUCUGAUUUGGAUAUUUUUCAGAUUAUUAAAACAUGCCAGUACUGAAAGGAAAUUUAAAUA
Messenger RNA from Argiope bruennichi, 2634 nucleotides. RefSeq names its product protein amalgam-like. The record is from RefSeq and is a predicted model, not a curated record. Gene Ontology annotation, molecular function: protein binding. Gene Ontology annotation, cellular component: neuron projection. Bases 249 to 1607 code for a protein of 452 amino acids. The transcript is spliced from 9 exons. Lineage: Eukaryota; Metazoa; Arthropoda; Arachnida; Araneae; Araneidae.